AUGGAUGUAUUGAAACUCAACAAAGAAUUAAAAAAAGCUGUGUUAGAUGAAAAUUUUGAGAGAGUUGCAUAUCUUCUCGAAAAUGGUGCUAACGCUACUUAUCGUGUUAAUACCGAUGCAGGUAAUUUAUUACAUCACACUAAUAAUGUACAAAUUGCGUCAUUAUUGAUCGAUAAAGGUGCAAAAAUAAAUGCACGGAAUCGAUAUAGGAAGACGCCGUUACACAUUGCUGUUGAAAACAACAAUUCAGAAUUAGUUUCUUUACUUCUUAAAAAUGGCGCUUCCAUGUCAGAUGUGGAAGUUAUAUGCAAAAAGAAUGCCCUUAGCGUCGCUAUAUCAAACAAUAACUUAACAAUUGUAAAACUUUUAGUUGAAUCUGGCUGCAAUAUUCAUGAACCGAUGAAUAUGUUUCUUGAUAACACUCUUCAUUUAGCUUUGAGAACAGCUUUGAAUGGCUUUUUUGGAAAUAAUGAAAUGAUAUUAUAUUUGCUGGAAAAAGGAGCUGAUCCGACUGUACCAGAUUCUGACAAACACUACCCUAUUCAUUUAGCCCUGAAAAAUAAAAACUGUUCUCCAUCGAUGAUAUCAAAACUUGUCAAGUAUGGUGCUGAUAUUGAUUGCAAAGACAGUGUCGGUAACACUCCUCUUCACUAUGUUGUAGGUACUUUUAGCAAUGUUGACCUUCUUAGGGUUGUACUCAAGCAUUCACCCAUUUUAAAUUCUUUUAACAAUGAUGGUCUCAAUCCGUUACAUGUUGCUUUAUGCCACUGUGCAGAGCCAGACAUUAUUAGGUUAUUGCUAUCGUAUUCUGAUAGUACUAAUGUUUACGAUAUAAAUUAUUUCCAGGACUGUGUUCCAGUAGUUCUGAUAAAUUCAUUUCGAUCAGGAAAGUUUGUAAAUGUCUGUGACAAAUUAUUAAAUUCACCUUUAUAUAUAGCUGUUGGUAAAAUUAAAUAUCUUAGUAUUGAUGUUAUAGAAGAACUAUUACAACAUGGUUAUCAUCCAUUGGAAAAUGAAACUGGAGCUAAAAAUAAUGAUACCAUCAUGAAUGAUGUCUUCAAAUUGCUUGUAGAAUAUGCUGUUAUUAAUCAUAAUGUUGAGGAAUUCCUCGACAUUGAUCUCUUCGAAAAUAGCAUUGAAGCGUACAUAAAUCUCUGCCAAACUGAAAUUUCUUUACUUGAAAAAGAACUUGGUUUAUCUUUGCUUGAACUUUCUAACCUCAGAAGUACAAAUAGUUCUUUACCUACUGCUUUGUUAAAUCAAAUGAUUGAGAUUGCAACAGGUUAUAAGUUUCCCAUUUAUAAACCUUUCAUUCGAGCACAGUUCAAAAGGUCUGAGCUAUUAAAUAUGCUUUUAAAACAAAAGAUACUUGUAAAUGACAGAAACCAACAAAAAACUGUUUGUCUUGACUGGGCAUCUGUAUCUCAUCUAGCUAAAUAUUUAACCAAUUUAGACUUACUUAAUUUAACAGCUACUUAUUAUAAGUUCACUAGCAUUAGCUCCAAGUUUAAAAUAAAUAAAAAUAAUAAGUUUAAUCAACACCUCUUGUGUAAUCCUUGUAAUUAUGAUAAUAAGCGACUCAUAAUGUGCUCCGAGGAUGAUAUAAGCAUGCGUAAUAAUUAUUUCUAUGGCAAACAACAAAUUAAGCAUUUUGACUUGCUAUGUGUGCCAUUAAAUGACAAGUUUGUAGGAAUUGAAGGUAUGGCUCAAUGUACAAAUUUAAAUGUAAUUGAUGGGUGUCAGUGUUCCUUGCUGCUUAAUGCAAUUCAAGAGUGUAAAUCUGUGGAGAUUGUUGAAUGUUUGUUAAAACUAGGAGCUGAUAUUUUUACUGUGACAGAAAAAUCUUUUGAUAAUGCCUUACACAUAGCCUUACAAGGUAUACAUAGCAAUACUCUUAUUAUUAUGAGAAUUUUACUGAGAUAUGGCUCAAAAGCUAAUAUCUGCAAUUAUGCCAAGAAAGCAAAAUUUCUACCUGUUGAAAUUGUGAAGUCAUUGAAAUCUAGACUCUUUGUCAAUAUAGUGAAUGCUAAUGGCGAUACACCGAUGCAUUUGGUAUUGCAACAUUCACUUAACAACAGCAUAAAAGAUAUUAUUAUUGAGUUGUUGCUUUAUGGUGGAGAUUUAACAAUGAUGAAUAAUUUAGGCAGAAAUCCUAUAUUUUAUUUUGCUGCAAGAGUUCAGGAAAUACCACCUCAUGAAAUCAAUCAAAUGGACAUUGCAAAAAAAUUAAUGAAAGUAUUUAUCAAGUUUAGUGCCAUAAAAAACAAUUUUGAUUCUCAGAUGUUCAGUCCUUUACAUUUAUUUUUCAAAGAUUCAUAUAUAUGCAACUGGACAUUGGAUUGCAAACAUGAAUUAUCCUUGCUUGAAAAAGAGACAGUUUCUGACUCUUAUAUUCUGAAUACAAAAACCUGUGAAGAUAAAUGUGUGUUGUCGCAUAUGCUUGAUAGAAUUUUUGAAAUAUGUGACAGGCAUGAGUAUCCAAUUUAUGAAGAACUUUUAGUUUCUAAGAUUAGCAAAUCAGAUUUGUUGAAGCGAUUGACUAAACUUGUGCUUAAUAAGCUGCCUUAUCAGAGAAAAACUAACUUUGCUAUUUUGUCAAUUUUACCUUAUAUAACACAAUAUUUAAACAAACAAGAUCUUUUGACUUGGGUUAUAGCAUUUGCUGUACAAUCUAGUCUUAAAGCACCCCUUUUAAAGUGCACUAGUCUAAAACGUUCCAUAUGUGAUUCAUCUUCCAAUGGAAACUAUAUAGUCCCAAUAAAAGCUAUAAAGUUUUCAAAUGAAUGA
Molecule: messenger RNA, 2787 nt
Organism: Parasteatoda tepidariorum (common house spider)
Lineage: Eukaryota; Metazoa; Arthropoda; Arachnida; Araneae; Theridiidae
Source: RefSeq, a predicted model, not a curated record